UCAGCAUCGCGAGUCUCAUCGUGGUGCCUCAAGCUUAUUUCAAAUCACCACGGUACCUUGGGUUAUGCGAGCUUGGUUUUUGUGGUUGGUCUGCCAAGGGUAAUUGCUUGAAUUGCAUCACGACCCUUGUGGAGCAUUUCGAGAUGUCUGUGCAGCGUUGCUUUCCCGCUGAGAUCAGCAUUUUUUCAUAUUCAAGGGGUUUGGCCCAGCAGAUUUUGAACUGGGUGCUUCACGAAUCACCGUUCUCAACUUAUCAGUUCCGGAUCUCCUCUUUCUCCGCAUGUUUGGAUGUGCUGCUUCUUGCUUUUGUUCUGUCUUCUCUUCGCGAUGACAAUCUCGCUUCAGCUUGUCCGUUUCUCGACGAUCUUCACUUGACAGUUCGGCUAACGCUCUCUGCAUCUGUUAUUUCAUAUACAUAUUUCAUAUACAUAUUUCAAAUCUGGUACUACCUCUAUUGCUGUUUGAUCGGUUCCAAGCUCUUUCUGCCGGAGUUUUGCCGGAAUUUUUGCCAUCUUCGCACUGUUUGUCGCCUCCGUGCUCUCCUGCUCUCCUGUUCCGUCUUUGUCUACGCCAUUAUCUUUUGGCGCUCCUUAAUUGCCCCUUUCUGGUCAGCAUUCACUUUUCGCUUCUUCCAUUGUGAUGCCGGCCUCUUUUUGCAAAAUACUCACUCUGCUGCUUCUCUGUCGGGUGAUAUUGAUGAUCGCAGGUUGGUUGUUCUAUAUAGAUGCAAUAAUAAGUUAUGACAUACUAUCUCCAGCUCUUUGUCGUCGGCGUUCUUUAUUGCCCGGUACCAAAAUUCUAUUGCCCGGUUUCAAAUUCAGCCUGAAUUU
This is a messenger RNA of Myxozyma melibiosi, 830 nucleotides long. RefSeq lists its product as uncharacterized. Bases 144 to 743 code for a protein of 199 amino acids. The transcript is spliced from 2 exons. The record is from RefSeq and is a predicted model, not a curated record. Lineage: Eukaryota; Fungi; Ascomycota; Lipomycetes; Lipomycetales; Lipomycetaceae.